Messenger RNA from Grus americana (Whooping crane), 691 nucleotides. RefSeq names its product MIEF1 upstream open reading frame protein. The coding region runs from base 470 to 682 and encodes 70 amino acids. The record is from RefSeq and is a predicted model, not a curated record. NCBI's taxonomy places the organism in Eukaryota, Metazoa, Chordata, Aves, Gruiformes, Gruidae. The transcript has 2 exons.
CUCCUCAAACCUCAGACCAGCGCCGGGCCCAGCCUGCCCCGUCCCAAUCCUAACUGGGAGCAACUGGGGGCGGCGGUGCCCCUCCCCGCCGGCAGGGGGCAGCCUCCCGGCGCGGAGCGUCCCCUCCCGCUGGCCGUACCGCGGCGGGCGCUCCGCCCCGCCCCGCCGGCAGGGGGAGACAGAGCUGCGCCGCCCCCGCCCCCGCGCGGGCGCACGCCAGCCGGAAGUCCUCCGCCCGAGGGACGGUUUGGGCCUCGGUGAGUUCGCUCUAUGAUUGGCGGGGCCGGGGUCACGACUCGGAAGCGGAUCGGCCAUGUUGCCGGGUGACCCCGGGAGCGGUGCUGGGAGGGAGGAGGUGGCGGCGGCGGCGGCGGGGUCUGUCAAAGGGAAGCGGUUGUCGUGAGGGACCCGGAGCGCCUCUCCUUUCCUCCUCGACCCUUCACGGUCACCCAUCCACGCACCGUCCCCCAUGGCAGCGUGGUCCCGGGAGGCUGUCCUGACCCUUUAUCGGGCUCUGCUGCGCCAGGGCCGUGGGCUGCGCUACACCGACCGGGAUUUCUACCUCGCUUUCAUCCGCCGUGAGUUCCGCAAGAACCGGGGGCUGCAGCGGCUAGAGGACAAGGAAAGACAGCUGGAGAAGGGGCAAGCUUUCCUGCAGAGCAAACUCGGGGGCCUGGUUUAAAGAUUCCCU